This is a messenger RNA of Oppiella nova, 297 nucleotides long. The record is from the annotation of a GenBank genome assembly. Lineage: Eukaryota; Metazoa; Arthropoda; Arachnida; Sarcoptiformes; Oppiidae.
UCGAUUGUGUCGCCCCGGGAGCCCAACCAACUCAUCAUCAAACGCGUGGUCGCGCUGGAAGGUGAUACUGUGGUGACGAGGCUGAGGUAUAAGCACCGGAGUGUAGUGGUUCCCAAAGGGCACUGUUGGGUGGAGGGAGAUAAUGCCGAUAAGUCGAUGGACAGCAAUACCUUUGGUUGUGUGCCAUUAGGGCUGAUAUCAGCGAUAUGUCUGUACAUCGUAUGGCCGCCCAAGAGGUGGACCCGAGUGUCGGUGGGGAUGCCGUCCGACCGGUCGACGAUUGUCUACCCAAACGAC